This is a messenger RNA of Paraglomus occultum, 3180 nucleotides long. NCBI's taxonomy places the organism in Eukaryota, Fungi, Glomeromycota, Glomeromycetes, Paraglomerales, Paraglomeraceae. The record is from the annotation of a GenBank genome assembly.
AUGCAUGAUGAAGCCUCCUCAAGUCAAUUUAACUUCCCAAAGGAGGAAGAGAAAAUCCUAAAAUUCUGGCAGGAAAUUGAUGCUUUUAAGACACAACUAAAGCUGUCAGAAGGGAGACCCCCGUACAGCUUUUACGACGGCCCUCCUUUUGCCACUGGCUUGCCACAUUAUGGGCAUCUGUUAGCUGGAACCAUAAAAGAUAUUGUAACAAGAUAUGCUACACAGACUGGACAUCAUGUUGAACGAAGAUUUGGUUGGGAUUGUCAUGGUCUUCCAGUUGAAUACGAAAUUGACGGACGCCUUAAUAUCAAGGGCAAAGAUGACGUCUUGAAAAUGGGUAUUGACAAAUAUAACGCAGAAUGCCGUAGCAUCGUAAUGAGAUAUUCAAAUGCAUGGCGUGAAACAGUUGAGCGUCUUGGUCGGUGGAUCGACUUUGAAAAUGAUUACAAAACUCUCAAUACAUCAUUCAUGGAGAGUGUAUGGUGGGUCUUUAAGCAGCUUUACGACAAGGGACAAGUUUAUCGUGGUGUAAGAAUUAUGCCUUUUUCGACAGCAUGCACGACUCCAUUGUCUAAUUUUGAAGCUGCUCAGAAUUAUAAGGACGUAAAUGAUCCCGCGAUCGUUGUUUCCUUUCCGUUGGUUCAUGAUGCCGACACCUGGCUUUUGGCGUGGACAACAACCCCCUGGACACUCCCAAGUAAUCUUGCGCUUUGCACACACCCUGAAUUUGAAUACAUUAAGAUCAAGGAUAUCUCGACUGGUCAUACAUACAUUCUUCUCGAAAAAUGUCUUAAGAUUCUUUAUAAGAAUCCGGAAAAGGCCAAGUAUACUGUGUUGCAAAAAUAUCUUGGGAAGGAUAUGAAAGGAUGGGAAUACAUUCCAUUGUUUGAUUAUUUUGUCCCCCAGCUUAAAGGGAGAGGUUUUGUAGUUGUAAACGACACAUAUGUUACUGAUGAUAGUGGUACUGGCAUUGUUCACCAAGCACCAGCGUUUGGUGAGGACGACUAUCGCAUAUGCUUGGAAAAUGGUAUUAUCACUGAGGAUGGUUUUCUUCCGUGUCCUGUUGAUGAACAAGGCCGAUUUACAGAUGAAGUGCCUGAUUUUUCUCCGAUGCAUGUGAAGGAAGCGGACAAGGAAAUACAGAAAACAUUGAAACAAAAAAAUCGGCUAAUUGUUCAGUCACAAUUGAUGCACAGCUAUCCUUUCUGUUGGCGAUCAGAUACACCACUGAUUUACAAAGCCGUUCCAUCGUGGUUUGUUCGCGUGCGUCCUAUUAUCGACAGACUUCUGAAGAACAACAAAGAAACAUAUUGGGUUCCAGACUUUGUGCAGGAAAAACGGUUUGCCAAUUGGAUUAUAAAUGCACGUGACUGGAAUAUUUCACGUAAUCGCUACUGGGGGACGCCAAUACCUUUAUGGGUUAGCGAUGACUAUAAAGAAAUUGUCUGUAUAGGAUCCAUUGCCGAACUCGAAGAGUUGUCUGGAUGUGAUAAAUUAAUCGACAUUCACCGCGAUGAAAUAGAUCAUAUCACAAUACCUUCUAAGACAGGAAAAGGUGUAUUAAGGAGAAUUGAAGAAGUUUUUGAUUGCUGGUUUGAAUCUGGCAGCAUGCCGUACGCACAAUGUCAUUAUCCGUUUGAAAAUAAGGAGAAAUUCGAAGCUUCCUUCCCAGCCGAUUUUAUUGCAGAAGGACUUGAUCAAACACGAGGAUGGUUUUAUACGCUUAUGGUACUGUCGACUCAUUUGUUCGACAAACCAGCGUUUCAAAAUCUAAUAGUUAAUGGACUUGUCCUGGCAUCAGAUGGCAGAAAAAUGAGCAAACGGUUAAAAAACUAUCCAGAACCAACAACUAUUAUUAAUGCUUAUGGUGCAGACACUCUAAGGUUGUACUUGAUUAAUUCUCCAGUAGUCCGCGCCGAACCAUUGCGAUUCAAGGAAGAAAGUGUGAAAGAAGUGUUAUCAAAAGUCUUCUUGCCGUGGUAUAAUGCAUAUCGUUUCUUCAGUUCACAAAUUCUACUACUCAAAAAGGAAAAUGAAAUUGAUUUCAAAUAUAAUCCAUCUGCCGAGAAAUCAGCAAAUGUUAUGGACAGAUGGAUCCUGGCCUCGUGUCAGAGUCUGAUUAAGUUCGUUAGGGAAGAGAUGGCCGCGUACCGCUUGUACACGGUUGUCCCAAGGCUUCUUCAACUCAUUGAAGAGCUUACAAAUUGGUACGUGCGAUUCAAUCGUAAGCGACUAAAAGGUGAAAAUGGAUCAAAUGAUGCUGUAGAUGCAUUGAAUACACUUUUUGAAGUGUUAUUCACAUUAUGUCGUGUCAUGGCUGCAUUUACCCCAUUCUUAACGGAGAAUAUGUAUCAAACGCUGAAGACUUUUCUUCCACCACAAGAUCCAAAUAUCGAUGUCCGAUCUAUACAUUUCCUAUCAUUUCCUGAAGUGCGAGAAGAGUAUUUCGAUCCUGAAAUCGAGCGUCAAGUAUCCCGUAUGCAGGCUGUUAUUGAACUUGGAAGGUUUAUACGUGAGAAAAAAAGUAUUGGCUUAAAAACGCCAUUAAGCGAACUAAUUGUUAUACAUUCUGACUCACAAUAUCAUGAGGAUGUACUAUCAUUACAGAAUUAUAUUAAAGAGGAGUUGAAUAUAAAAUCUUUGAUAGUUACAUCGGAAGAAGAUAAGUAUGGAAUAAAAUAUCGAGCUGAGGCUGAUUGGAAAGUUCUUGGACCUAAACUCCAAAAGAAUACACCAAAAAUCAAAGCGGCAUUGCCCAAAUUGACAUCUGAUCAAGUAAAAGAGUUUGCCAAAAAUGGGGAGAUGACGAUCGAUGGAAUUAGAAUAGUUGAGGAGGAUCUUACGGUCGUCCGAUAUUUUGAGGCGGAGAAUGGUCAUCAUGAGACGAAUACCGAUAAGGAUGUGUUAAUAUUGUUGAAUGUGAACAUAUAUGAGGAGCUGCAGGAAGAGGGAUGGGCUAGGGAAGUUGUUAACAGGGUACAGAGGUUGAGGAAAAAGGCUGGUCUCCAACCAACUGACGCGGUAACUGCAUACUAUAAGAUCAUGGAUGAUCCCAACGAUCAGAUUCAAAAAGUAAUGGAUACUCAAUCUGCUGUCAUCAUUAAAACGCUCAAAAGGUCGUUGAAGCCAUAUCAUGAAAAGAGUGAUGAAGCUGAAGUUAUCAUUGAGGAAGAACAAGAA